Messenger RNA from Nannospalax galili (Upper Galilee mountains blind mole rat), 1757 nucleotides. RefSeq names its product pre-mRNA processing factor 18 (gene Prpf18). Bases 122 to 1246 code for a protein of 374 amino acids. The transcript has 12 exons. NCBI's taxonomy places the organism in Eukaryota, Metazoa, Chordata, Mammalia, Rodentia, Spalacidae. The record is from RefSeq and is a predicted model, not a curated record. Gene Ontology annotation, biological process: RNA splicing; generation of catalytic spliceosome for second transesterification step. Gene Ontology annotation, cellular component: U4/U6 x U5 tri-snRNP complex; U5 snRNP; U2-type post-spliceosomal complex.
GCGGCCCUAGCUGGUUUCGUCUUGAGUUAUUGGGGUGUGCGGUGCUUUGGCUCCGCGGGCGGAGUGAGGCUGCUUCUGCGGAGCUGGAGAGGCAUACUGGGGUUUAAACUCUUGCGGAAGGAUGGACAUUCUUAAGUCAGAGAUUCUUCGCAAGCGGAAGCUGGUGGAAGACAGGAACCUGCUGGUGGAAAAUAAAAAAUAUUUCAAGCGAAGUGAACUUGCAAAAAAAGAAGAGGAAGCAUAUUUUGAAAGAUGUGGUUAUAAGCCUAUAAAUGCGAAGCCGUCUGGAGAGAUACAGCCAAAAGAGGAGGACCAGAAACCACUAACUUCAUCAAAUCCAGUACUAGAACUUGAACUAGCAGAAGAGAAACUACCCCUGACUCUUUCUAGGCAAGAGGUUAUUAGAAGAUUGCGAGAAAGAGGAGAACCAAUUAGAUUAUUUGGAGAAACUGAUUAUGAUGCUUUCCAACGUUUACGAAAAAUAGAAAUUCUUACACCAGAAGUUAACAAGGGCUUGAGAAAUGAUCUCAAAGCAGCUUUGGAUAAAAUUGACCAGCAAUACCUGAAUGAAAUUGUGGGUGGUCAGGAACCUGGAGAGGAGGACACACAGAAUGACUUGAAAGUUCAUGAAGAAAACACCACCAUUGAAGAGUUAGAGGCACUGGGAGAGUCUCUAGGGAAGGGUGACGAUCAUAAAGAUAUGGACAUCAUCACCAAAUUCCUGAAGUUUCUUCUUGGUGUUUGGGCUAAAGAAUUGAAUGCCAGAGAAGAUUAUGUGAAGCGCAGUGUACAGGGCAAACUGAACAGUGCUACUCAGAAGCAGACUGAGUCUUACCUCAGACCACUUUUCAGAAAGCUCCGGAAAAGGAAUCUUCCUGCUGAUAUUAAAGAAUCAAUAACAGAUAUUAUUAAAUUCAUGUUACAGAGAGAAUAUGUAAAGGCAAAUGAUGCUUACCUUCAGAUGGCCAUUGGAAAUGCUCCCUGGCCCAUUGGUGUCACUAUGGUCGGCAUUCAUGCCAGAACUGGCAGGGAAAAGAUUUUUUCUAAACAUGUUGCACAUGUUUUAAAUGAUGAAACUCAGCGGAAAUAUAUUCAGAUGGAGAUCCAGUUUUGCCAGCACCAUUUGUUGAAGAUGCUGUCUUUUCUCCAAUGUGUAUUGUUGGCACCUUUGUCAGGGACUGAAGAGGUUAAUGACAAUUUGCCAGAAACACUUCCCUACAGAUCCAUCAAAAUGUGUGGAGUAUAAUGCACUGUAAGGUCUGCACAGUGUAUAUACAACAAGAAACUCAAGGAACAGCAGUCAAGGAACAGUGUAUGGACUUCUGGCAGUACCAACAGGAAUGGAGAGAAGAAAACUCCACCUGGUGCAAUUCUUGAUUCGUUUUAAGAACUGUGUUAGCUUUCAUAUAGUAUCUGCCUAAAAACUGAUUUUUUUGUUUCUUGCUUUCAUUUUAAGCCAUUGAAAAAUUAAAGAUGUUAUCCACAAUUUAAAUAUGUAGACAACAACAGAAAAGGGUUUAAAAUGACCCUUUCCCAUGAGAUUCAAAUGUGUUAGAUAAUUAGAAACAUUUGAGGGUGAAUUUAAUCUUUCUGUAAAAUAUAGUGAUUUGCACAUUUUCUUUUAUGUGGUAUUUAUAGAAAAUAUUUUUUAUAUUUCAACAAAAGUAUAGGACCAUUGAAUGAAGCCUAUAGUUUUUAAAUGUUUCUGAUCUUUUGCCAUCUUGCAAUAAAAUGUGAAUAUGUUACUGUUAACUGUA